AUGCUUGUCGAAGGUUCAUACCAAGAGGUGGGAGGGAUGGAGAGGGUAGAAGAAUGGGAUGGAGUCAGGGAGAGCGAGUUUGAUGAAUAUCCUGUUCAUGUCAUGAAUACAGUAUUGUGGCGUAUGCUUGGCUUUGGGGAGACUUUGACUACCCUCCUGAUUUUAACUGUUAAAAUCGAAGUGAUAAGUGUUUCUUGUUUUCAGACAGCAGUAUUCAAUCAUGCAGCAAACAAUGCAAGGAGCCUGCACUUCGGCAGUAAAUACGCCAGUGCCAAGCACUCUUCAGAUAAGUUUUCUCAAGACUACCCAGUAGUUGACCACACUUAUGAUGCUGUUGUGGUUGGUGCUGGAGGUGCUGGUUUACGUGCUGCCUUUGGUCUAGUACAGGAUGGCUUCCGCACUGCUGUCAUCAGUAAGCUGUUCCCAACACGAUCUCACACCGUUGCUGCUCAGGGUGGCAUCAAUGCCGCUCUCGGUAAUAUGGAGCCAGACAAUUGGGUUUGGCAUAUGUAUGAUACAGUGAAGGGCUCUGACUGGCUGGGUGAUCAGGAUGCUAUCCAUUACAUGACUCGUGAGGCUCCAAAGGCCGUCAUUGAACUGGAGAAUUAUGGCAUGCCUUUCAGUCGUACCCAGGAUGGCAAAAUCUAUCAACGAGCAUUUGGUGGUCAGAGCUAUAACUUUGGCAAAGGCGGCCAGGCUCACAGGUGUUGUUGUGUGGCAGACCGUACAGGCCAUUCUCUCCUCCACACCCUUUAUGGACAGUCUCUGAAAUAUGACUGCAACUAUUUUAUAGAAUAUUUUGCUCUGGAUCUUCUGAUGGAGGAUGGGGAGUGCCGUGGUGUCAUUGCACUCUGCCUAGAAGAUGGAUCAAUCCACAGAUUCCGUUCUAAAAAUACUGUGCUGGCGACGGGCGGUUAUGGUCGUGCUUUCUUCUCCUGCACCUCGGCACACACCUGCACGGGGGACGGCAACGCCAUGGUCGCGCGCGCUGGCCUGCCGUGUCAGGAUUUGGAAUUUAUUCAGUUUCAUCCCACUGGAAUCUAUGGUGCUGGCUGCUUGAUGACUGAGGGAUGCAGGGGAGAAGGCGGCUUUUUGGUUAAUGGUGAGGGAGAGAGGUUUAUGGAGCGUUACGCACCAGUUGCCAAAGACUUGGCAUCUCGUGAUGUUGUCUCACGCUCAAUGACCAUUGAAAUUCGAGAGGGUCGAGGAUGUGGACCCGAGAAAGAUCAUGUCUUCUUACAGCUUCACCAUCUUCCCCCAGACCAGCUGGCACAAAGGUUGCCGGGUAUUUCUGAGACCGCCAUGAUCUUUGCUGGUGUAGAUGUGACCCGUGAGCCCAUUCCUGUACUUCCUACAGUGCACUACAACAUGGGCGGUGUCCCAACCAACUACAAGGGACAGGUGGUUACAUAUGACGGAAAAGAAGACAAAAUUGUGCCUGGUCUGUACGCUGCAGGUGAGGCAGGGUGUGCCUCCGUCCAUGGAGCCAAUCGUCUGGGAGCCAACUCUCUCCUGGACCUUGUGGUGUUUGGCCGAGCGUGUGCUCACACGAUAGCUCAGGAAAACAAGCCUGGUGAAUCCAUCGGGGAGCUGUCUCCUAAUGCUGGCGAGGCAUCAGUGGCCAACAUUGACAAGCUGAGAUUUGCGAAGGGCAACAUGUUGACGGCAGAAGUGCGAUCAAUAAUGCAGAAAACGAUGCAAAAUCACGCGGCAGUCUUCCGCACCGGUGAAGUCCUAAAAGAAGGUUGUGAUCGAAUGACUGCUCUAUGGCCCAAGUUGGAUGACAUUAAGCUGGUUGACCGUGGCAUGAUAUGGAACACAGAUUUGGUGGAGACCCUGGAACUUCAGAAUCUCAUGAUCAAUGCGAUUCUAACAAUAGUCGGAGCAGAAGCCCGAAAGGAGUCUCGGGGUGCUCAUGCCCGCGAAGACUAUAAGGUUCGCCAUGAUGAAUACGACUUCAGCAAGCCCCUAGAAGGUCAGAAGCCCGCACCAUUUGAAAGUCACUGGCGGAAGCACACACUCUCUACUGUCAAUAUGGAAACUGGUGCUGUGAAGCUAUGGUAUCGUCCUGUAAUUGAUCACACCCUAGAUGAUGCAGAAUGUGCAACUGUACCACCUGCUAUCAGGUCCUACUAAAGUUACUUGUGUAAUCAUCAGUUAACUAUAUAUAAGUUUGUAUAUGAUUACUAAUUUUAUAUAAUUGGUUACUUCACAUGUUCAUUUUAUCUUAGACAAGUAGCUGCAUAAUAUUUCUAAAUAAUAAUUUGUCUUCCAAAUUAUUUUCUCACUUUUACCUAGUUAAUCAAUUGGCUCUUUUUGGUAUUUUGCUGGGAGCACAAAAAUGUAGUGUAUAGUUUAAACAGUAGUUUGUAUUGCCAGGUAGUAACUUGUAUUGCCCAUCACCUAUAUGUAGUAUAGGUUUGUAGAAAGUGUACAGCCAUUUUACCCAGGAUACAAAUGUGUGUAUAUAUAUAUUGUCAUAUCGAAUUGUGUCCAUUGUAUGUUUGUAGAAAAUGCAAUAAAUGACUUGGCUUUUUAUCAUAAUCAUUUAUCUCUUCCUGUCCUCUUCCUGCUCUGUAACAGGAGAAGGCUCUGGACAUGAUACCUAAUUUGUUAAGUAAGUGAAGGGUAUAAAUAUUCAGACAGUAAUUUAAUACCGUUGUUCACUUUAAUAUCUAUGUUAAAAUUGGUAAUCUUGCAUGUAUACUUACUCUUUCAUACAAUUUUAAAUUGUUAUUGUUUUAUUUGUUUCAUAUAACAAAUGUCACUCGAUAGAUAAUACACCCUUGUACAAGGCCUCUUAUUGAACACGUUGUUAUUGUUGUUUCAAUACAUAAAUAUUUAGUUAAAUAUGAA
This is a messenger RNA of Procambarus clarkii (red swamp crayfish), 2856 nucleotides long. The record is from RefSeq and is a predicted model, not a curated record. Lineage: Eukaryota; Metazoa; Arthropoda; Malacostraca; Decapoda; Cambaridae.